CUGGAUUCAUUCCUUUAUCACUCGUUUCAAGAUGAAAACUUUUUUUGCACUUGUGUUUCUCGUCAUCUUCCACCUCUCAAAAUGCGCCAAAAUUUUGGGGGUGUUUCCAAUGCCGACCUCCAGUCACUAUAUCCUAGGAAGUGCUUUGAUGAAGGGUCUGGCGGAACAUGGUCACGACGUAACCGUAAUCUCCCCCUUCGUUGAGAAGAACCCCCCCAAAAUGGGUUCCUACAGACAAAUCGAGCUCACAGGCUUCCUGGAGACACACGAGAUUGAAACAGAGCGACUCAAGCAGAGGUCAAUGUUCGACAUGGAAGAUGUGAACAGCUUUCUAGUUUUGCCUAUUUUCUUCUACAUUAUUGGUGACGUAACGGAAGCGACGCUCAAGCAUCCAAACGUACAAGAGUUGUUACGGUCUGAUGAAAAGUUCGAUGCCGUGAUAAUUCAAGAGUUUAUGAAUGAGGCUCAUAAGGGUUUCGCUACACAUUUUAACGCCCCUAUGAUUCUGUUGAGUCCGAUUGGAGCCUGUGCUUGGGUCAACACAUUGGUAGCUAACCCAGCGCCGACGUCGUACGUUCCAGACGCUAUGCUUAGUUAUUCGAGUCAGAUGACUUUCACUGAAAGAUUGACCAACACCGUUUUUCACUUCUAUACCCAUAUUUUGUACCACUUGUUCAAUUUUCCGAAACACGCACGACUCUAUAAUGAGUACUUUCCGAAUAGUGUCCCUUUUUACGACGCUCUUUACAACGUGUCUCUAGUUUUCCUCAACUCCCAUCCGAGUCUAAACCAACCCGUGCCUUACGUACCCAACAUGGUUGACAUUGGGGGUUUUCAUAUAAACCCCACCAAGGAGCUGCCACACGAUUUGCAACAAUUCCUAGACGAUUCCAAAGAAGGCGUGAUUUAUUUUAGUAUGGGUUCAAAUCUAAAAAGCGCUGAGUUCCCUCCCGAAAAGCGUGAUGCUUUUUUGAACACGUUUUCGAAAAUGAAGAUGAAGAUUUUGUGGAAAUGGGAGGAGGAUGUUCUUCCGGGUCAGCCGAAGAAUGUGAAGUUGGGGAAGUGGUUGCCGCAACAAGACAUUCUAGCACAUCCAAAUGUCAAACUUUUUAUGACCCAUGGUGGUCUGCUAAGUACCACGGAAACCAUUUAUCAUGGAGUUCCCGUUCUAGCGAUACCGAUCGCAGGUGAUCAGAAACUGAACGCCCAACGGAUUGUCAAUGAAGGCUUUGGACUCUCGUUAGGGUACAAAGAAAUUUCUGAACAAACGUUAACGGAGAAGUUGGACGAGCUUUUAAACAACCCGAAGUAUACCAGAAACGCCAAAAAACGGUCAGAACUCUUCCACGAUCGACUCGUGGGACCAAUGGAAACCGCCGUUUACUGGGUGGAGUACGUAAUUCGUCACAAAGGUGCCCCUCAUUUAAAAGUAGCCGGAGUGGACUUACCCUGGUAUAAAUACAUGCUACUAGACGUCGGAGUGUUCAUUUUGGUAGUACUACUUCUUAGUUUGUAUAUAUUUUGCAAAAUUAGUAAAAAAAUAUUUUCAUUGUGUUCGAAAUCGAAAGUUCAGAAGGUCAAACGAUCUUAAAGAGUGUUAAAUAUUUUUUUUGUUUUGUUGAAAUAUUUUUAUAUGAAUACAUUAACACACCUACUAAA
This is a messenger RNA of Zophobas morio, 1659 nucleotides long. Its product is annotated as UDP-glycosyltransferase UGT5-like. Bases 32 to 1591 code for a protein of 519 amino acids. Gene Ontology annotation, molecular function: UDP-glycosyltransferase activity. Lineage: Eukaryota; Metazoa; Arthropoda; Insecta; Coleoptera; Tenebrionidae. The record is from RefSeq and is a predicted model, not a curated record. The transcript has 3 exons.